Molecule: messenger RNA, 2012 nt
Organism: Erigeron canadensis
Lineage: Eukaryota; Viridiplantae; Streptophyta; Magnoliopsida; Asterales; Asteraceae
Product: protein trichome birefringence-like 2
Exons: 5
Coding region: 1-1779 (592 amino acids)
Cellular component (GO): Golgi apparatus
Molecular function (GO): O-acetyltransferase activity
Source: RefSeq, a predicted model, not a curated record
AUGAACCUAAAGAAACUUGUUUCAAUAUUUGAUCACUUUCCAAGUUGUGCAUCUCCAAGAAAGAAGGUUUUUUCAGGAUUUGGGUUAGGGUUUAUUUCAUUUUUCAUACUUUUAUUUAUUUUAUUUUCUAAUUUCUAUUUCAAGAAUCUAAAUCCAGAUAAAGUUUUUUUUCAAGGAUUUAAUAUUGAUAGUGACAAUAGUUCACUCAUUGCAUGGUCUUUUUCUUUUAGUAGAUCAUCAUCUUUCAAUUCCACUUGUUCAACAUCAAUAUUUGUAACUAAUACUACUACACAAUUAGACCAAAAUCCCCAUGGUUCUAAUGGUAACAUUAGUUUGAAAAUCUUGGAUAUUGAUGAAAAAGGGAAUACACAUGUUGGGAAUUUCACUAGUGAUGUGAAAGAUGGAAGCUUUAAUGAAAUUUCAUCAAAAGUUUUUGAAUUCAAGGAUGCCCAUUCAAGGAAUUUCAUCAGUGAUGCGAAAAAUGAAAGCUUUGAUGGAAUUUCAUUGAAAGUUUUUGAAUUGAAGGAUGCCCAUUUAAGGAAUUUCACUACUGAUGUGAAAAUUGGAAGCUUUAAUGAAAGUUCUGCGAAAGUUCAUGAAGUUAAGGAUACUCAUUUGAUAAAAGAUGAUGUGAAAAAUGGAAGCUUUAGUGCGAUUACUGUGAAUCCCAAUGAAGGGAAAGUAAUUGACCAAGUUUUGAGGAAUUUUAGUGGCACUUUUGAAGAAUGUGAUAUCUUUGAUGGAAGAUGGGUAAGAGAUGAUACAAAACCAUAUUAUCCUGCUGGUUUAUGUCCUUACAUAGACAAAGAUUUUAAUUGCCAUCUGAAUAGGAGGCCAGAUGAUAUGUAUGUAAAAUGGAGGUGGCAGCCAUUUGGAUGUGAAAUCCCAAGAUUGAAUGCAACGGAUUUUUUGGAAAGAUUAAGAGGGAGUAAAAUGGUUUUUGUUGGAGAUUCUUUAAAUAGGAACAUGUGGGAGUCACUUGUUUGCAUUCUUAGACAUUCUGUCAAGAACAAAAAAAGGGUUUACGAGAUAUCGGGAAAAAGGGAAUUCAAGAAGAAAGGCAUUUAUGCCUUCAGAUUUGAGGACUAUAACUGUACAGUGGAUUUUGUCGUUUCUCCAUUUCUAGUGAGAGAAUCGUCCUUCAAAGGUAAAAAUGGUUCUUUUGAGACACUAAGAUUGGAUUUAAUGGACCGGGCGACUUCAAUGUAUCAAGAUGCUGAUAUUUUGAUCUUCAAUACGGGACAUUGGUGGACUCAUGAGAAAACUUCCCGAGGGGAAGACUAUUACCAGGAAGGCAACCGUGUAUACCCGAAACUCAAGGCCCUUGAUGCAUACACAAGGGCUCUUUCUACAUGGGCCAAAUGGGUGGAUAUGAACAUUGACAGCCAUAAAACUCAAGUUAUCUUUAGAGGUUAUUCAGUAACCCAUUUUUGGGGAGGUCAAUGGAAUUCUGGAGGGCAGUGUCACAAAGAGACCGAACCAAUCUUUAACACAAGUCAUUUAACGAAAUACCCAUCAAAGAUGAGAGUUUUUGACAAUGUAAUGCGUGGGAUGAAAACACCCUUGAUAUAUCUUAACAUUAGCAGGCUUACAGAUUACAGAAAAGAUGGCCACCCUUCAAUUUACAGAACGAAUUAUAAUUCCAUGACCAUAAAGCAACAUUCUGCAGAGCACUCACAAGAUUGCAGUCAUUGGUGUUUGCCAGGUGUACCAGACAUAUGGAAUGAGUUGUUAUAUGCAUCUUUAUUGAAGGUCGGAAGAGGAUCUUGGAAAAGUUGAAAUUUGGUGUAUUAGCCGAGUUCCAAAUUAAUGCCUUACUAGGUUGAAAGAUGUAGGAGUGUUCUAGCUAUUGGAUUUAUUAACAUGUUAAGUGUUGUAUGUUAGCUAGUGGGUAGCUUAAAUGGUGUGUUGCGUUUAGUAUGAUAGUAGUUUAAAGGUCUAGUUUGAGGUCUAUUGUAUCUUUUUAUCAAAACUAUAUAGACACUGUCAAAAAUGACAUACCAGCAAAUAUA